AGUAGCGCGCUGGCAGCCCCUCUGUUUACUUGUUGACUUCGUGAAGGCGCCAAUAGCAUCGGGUGGUCCGAGAGAGGAAGGCUGCGCCCUCGGGGUUUCCUGAUGGCCUCCUAAUGACGGGGCUGGCUGCUCGGGGACUCGCUGGCUCGUGUCACAUAAACAUCUCUAAGAAAACAAACACGCGGUGACACCCACGGGACAGGAGGCGCUCGCUGAUGAAGGACUCGCCGCCGUGCAGUGAAAUGCGGCUAAGCUGGUCGGGCGACUCUCCUGACUCGUGCCACCUGCUUUGUCUCUUUACAGACCUCCUGUGGCGCUGAAGAACCUGAUCCUGGCGUGAAAAUGGACUCCACGUCCUUUGUGUGCCGGGUCUCCUGGUUACAGCAGACACAAAACAAGAUGACAAGUGACAGAGGCUGAGGGACUCGCGGCCGACUGCACAACGCGAUGCCUUUUGGACAGCGGCUGGCACGAGUUGGCCAUGGCGUACCUGGCAGACACUGCUAAUCUGCAGAUCGCCGCCUUCUGGCUGGGCACGGUGGGCUGGAUUUUGUCAGCGAUCGCGACAGGGCUCAUCGAGUGGCGAGUGUGGUACAUACCCGACAACAGCGUCAUUACCUCUGGCAUGGCCUGGGUGGGCAUAUGGCGAGUGUGCUUCUUCAGUGACCAACUGGUGUCAUCGGAGUACCGCGUCAUGUUUUGUCAAAGCUUCAGUGUUCUGGACAGCUUCGUCCCUGUGGAGGUUUAUGUGGCGCAGGCUCUUAUGAUUGUGGCCAUCAUGUCUGGGGCUGCUGGCAAAGUGGCAUCCAUAUGCGCCUUCCGCAGCAUCUUCUUCGGACUGAUGGACGUCAGGCUCAUCCGGAUCGCCUUCUCACUUGGCGGGACCCUCUACAUGUUUGCCAGCGUCUGCGUUGUGGUUGCUGUGGGCUGGAAUCUCAACUCUGUGGCCACCAACCAAAGCAUUGCCUUUCCUGCCAGUUACUACAUGCCCGCCAGCCCGUCGUCACAAGAGCCUGGCGCUGCCAUCGGCGUUGGCCUCACCUCCUCCAUCCUUCUGAUGUUCAGUGGCAUCGUCUUCCUCACCUACAGGCUGCCACACUCAAGGCAGGUCAAGGUCUUCCCCACCUACCACAGUACGGAGAGCCUGGACUGCGUCAGCGUCGGCUCCAGUGGCACCUUCUACUCGAGGAGCCUGGCAUCAGCUGGCAGCGCUAGACGCUCGGCCACGUUGGCCUACGAGAGGGACAAUCCUGCAUUUCAGUCUCACGAACAUUUGUGACGGUCGCCUGGGCAAGGAGAAGACCGACAGAAGUGAAGCUUUGACAAAUGUGUCCUCGGAGGUCCUUGAAGAGGACAGACUGGCGAGUGAGCGGUGGCCUCGUGUCACCACUAAUGACGGUGCAAAGAUGAGAGACACCUCAGACCCGACCUUACUGUAUGUGCACCUGAAGAGAAGACCACCACCCAAUGAC
Molecule: messenger RNA, 1472 nt
Organism: Erpetoichthys calabaricus (reedfish)
Lineage: Eukaryota; Metazoa; Chordata; Cladistia; Polypteriformes; Polypteridae
Gene: cldn34a
Product: claudin 34a
Exons: 1
Coding region: 482-1279 (265 amino acids)
Biological process (GO): bicellular tight junction assembly; cell adhesion
Cellular component (GO): bicellular tight junction; plasma membrane
Molecular function (GO): structural molecule activity
Source: RefSeq, a predicted model, not a curated record